CUCUCUCUCUCUCUCUUUCUCUCUCUCUCUCUCUCUUUCUCUGCAACUCGCAACCUUACUCUUUCAUUCAGGCUCUGUUUGGUUCAUCGAAUUCGGUUUUUUCGACUCGAUGGCUGCGUGUGGGUGUAUAUCUGCGGCGAACUUGAAUUGGCAGAUUGGUGCUAGAAGCAUAUCCAAAUUCGGUUCUUCAGAUGCCACAAUUUCGUUAUCAUUUGGUGGGAGUGAGUCCAUGGGUGUUAGUGUGCGACCUCGUUCUGCUAAGAGCACCAGGUUGAGGAACCAUGCAUCACCCUUGAGUGUCGUUUGUGUCGAUUAUCCACGCCCUGAGCUUGAAAACACUGUUAAUUUCAUCGAAGCUGCUUACUUGUCUUCCACCUUUCGUGCUUCUCCGCGUCCAGAAAAACCCUUGAAUGUCGUUAUUGCUGGUGCAGGAUUGGCUGGCUUAUCAACUGCAAAAUAUUUAGCAGAUGCUGGUCAUAAACCUAUAUUGCUGGAGGCAAGAGAUGUUCUAGGUGGAAAGGUUGCUGCAUGGAAAGAUGAAGAUGGAGACUGGUACGAGACAGGCCUACACAUCUUCUUUGGGGCUUACCCUAAUGUGCAGAACUUAUUUGGAGAACUUGGUAUUAAUGAUCGGUUACAAUGGAAGGAGCAUUCUAUGAUUUUUGCAAUGCCAAAUAAGCCUGGAGAGUUUAGUCGCUUUGAUUUUCCUGAAGUUCUUCCCGCCCCAUUAAAUGGAAUAUGGGCAAUAUUGAGGAACAAUGAGAUGCUGACAUGGCCAGAGAAAGUCAAAUUUGCAAUUGGGCUUCUGCCAGCUAUGCUUGGUGGACAGGCGUAUGUUGAGGCUCAAGAUGGUGUUUCUGUUAAGGAGUGGAUGAGAAAGCAGGGCAUACCCGAUCGGGUAACUGAUGAGGUGUUCAUAGCAAUGUCAAAGGCACUAAACUUCAUCAAUCCUGAUGAACUUUCAAUGCAAUGUAUAUUGAUUGCUUUAAACCGAUUUCUUCAGGAGAAACAUGGUUCUAAGAUGGCCUUUUUGGAUGGCAAUCCCCCUGAAAGACUUUGUAUACCAAUUGUUGAUCAUAUUCAGUCCUUGGGGGGUGAAGUUCAUCUGAAUUCACGCAUUCAAAAAAUUGAGCUAAAUGAUGAUGGCACAGUGAAGAGCUUCUUACUAAAUAAUGGGAGGGUGAUGGAAGGGGAUGCUUACGUGUUUGCAACUCCAGUGGAUAUUCUGAAGCUUCUUCUGCCUGACAACUGGAAAGGAAUUCCUUAUUUUCAGAGAUUGGAUAAAUUAGUUGGAGUCCCGGUCAUAAAUGUUCACAUAUGGUUUGACAGAAAACUGAAAAACACAUAUGAUCACCUUCUCUUUAGCAGAAGUCCCCUUCUGAGUGUAUAUGCUGACAUGUCAGUUACUUGCAAGGAAUAUUAUAACCCAAACCAGUCUAUGUUGGAGUUAGUUUUUGCACCAGCUGAAGAAUGGGUGUCACGUAGUGAUGAAGAUAUUAUACGUGCCACAAUGUCUGAACUUGCCAAACUCUUUCCUAAUGAAAUUUCUGCUGAUCAAAGCAAAGCGAAGAUUGUCAAGUACCAUGUUGUUAAAACACCAAGGUCGGUUUACAAAACUGUUCCAAAUUGUGAACCUUGUCGUCCCGUACAAAGAUCUCCUGUAGAAGGUUUCUAUUUAGCUGGAGAUUACACAAAACAAAAAUAUUUAGCUUCAAUGGAAGGUGCUGUUCUUUCUGGGAAGCUUUGUGCACAGGCAAUUGUACAGGAUUCUGAGCUACUUGCUGCGCGUGGUCACAAAAGAAUGGCUCAAGCAAGUGUUAUUUAACAGAGACAAGAGUAGAGGAGCAUUAUUUCAACUAGCAACUAUUUUGCUAUGAUAUGUGCAAUAAACCAUAGUGAAAAGCCAAUAUGAGAAAAUAACUUCAUUUUCAGUGUGGCCAACACCUGAAAAGUGAGGCAUGUCAUUAUUUUAACUUGUAUAUCCAGUUUUAUUUAUUUAUUUAUUUAUUAUUAUUAUUAUUGUCAUUUAUUGACGUACUCUGUGGUCCGCGUUUGUGAAAACCUUUCAUUACAGAAGCGAACGGGAAUCAAAUAUCUCAUCGAUAACAUUUCUU
Messenger RNA from Abrus precatorius (Indian licorice), 2114 nucleotides. RefSeq names its product 15-cis-phytoene desaturase, chloroplastic/chromoplastic. Gene Ontology annotation, biological process: carotenoid biosynthetic process. Gene Ontology annotation, cellular component: chloroplast thylakoid. The record is from RefSeq and is a predicted model, not a curated record. NCBI's taxonomy places the organism in Eukaryota, Viridiplantae, Streptophyta, Magnoliopsida, Fabales, Fabaceae. Bases 110 to 1825 code for a protein of 571 amino acids. The transcript has 14 exons. Gene Ontology annotation, molecular function: phytoene dehydrogenase activity.